Messenger RNA from Serpula lacrymans var. lacrymans S7.9, 1488 nucleotides. RefSeq lists its product as uncharacterized. Gene Ontology annotation, molecular function: protein binding; histone methyltransferase activity; zinc ion binding. Lineage: Eukaryota; Fungi; Basidiomycota; Agaricomycetes; Boletales; Serpulaceae. The record is from RefSeq and is a predicted model, not a curated record. The transcript has 7 exons. Gene Ontology annotation, cellular component: nucleus. Bases 30 to 1259 code for a protein of 409 amino acids.
CAGAGCAUUCUGAGGGAUAUGCCAAUGGUAUGGCAUCCUCGUCUGUAGUGUCAAGCAGGGCAGAGUCGUCGCGAAGAUCAUUGGUCUCUAGCCGUCCGUCCUCCGUGGAUCCUAUGGAUAUCAUAGGCGACAACGACGUAGAGUAUAUGGUCAAUGGCAAGCCUUUGCCAACGCUGGCCGGGCAUAUCAUUGUCAGAUGGGAAAACUAUGUCUAUUUUGCUAAGCAACGUCCACUGGCAUAUCACCUGGCAAAAGAUCUUCCCCAUUCAUUGGAAGAUCGUAUGAACUCUAUGAGCGACGACUUCAGGAAUUCUGACAAUGCUCGUAUCAUCUUCGAAGAAGCUAUACAGCAAAAUACAGACGACGAACCUGAUGCGCCACGUAUACAGAUUUAUAACGAAGUAGACGAGGAAGCCACCCCGCCUUGGGAGUUUCAUUACACGAAUCGAAUGUGGUAUGGGAAAGGAAUCCCCCCACCAGAUGUCAAGAAUCUGGCUAGCUGCAACUGUCGAGGAAAGUGUAACCCUAAGUCUCGGAGCUGUGUGUGCCUGAAGAGACAACGACAAUGGUUGGACAAAUAUGUAGAAGGAGGGAGUCUCGAUAAGAAGGACGCGAUGGGAUUCCUAUACGAUGAGAAAGGACGUUUGCGGAUGCAAGACUUCCCGAUUUUCGAGUGUAACAAAUUUUGCGGGUGCGAUGAUGAGUGUACGAAUAGGGUCGUUCAAAACGGGAGAAAAUGCACUGUCAAUAUCGUAAAGACAGAAAACAAGGGAUGGGGCGUCUUUGCAUGGACUAAGAAGAUUCCGAAAGGGAGUUACAUCGGGAUCUAUGCUGGAGAGCUGUUGACCGAACAAGAAGGCGAGAUUCGGGGGAAGGUCUACAACAAAAUUGGCAGAACAUAUCUCUUUGAUGUAGAUUUUUCUCACCUGAAAGGUCUCUUCGGCACGAGCGAUGAAGAGCCUGAGUGGGAGAAUCGCUAUGUGGUGGAUGCCUUCCACGCGGGGAAUUUUACUCGCUUUCUCAACCACAGCUGCAAUCCGAACUGCACCAUAGUUGCCUGUUAUAUCAACGAGGCCAACAUCGACAAGCCGUUGCUUACGGUAUUCACGAGUCGAGACGUUGAGCCUUACGAAGAACUCUGCUUCUCAUACGCGGGAAUUGAUGAUGAGGAUCCUAGUAAAGCGGAAGUCAAACGCGAUGCUGUAUAUGGUCGAUGUUAUUGUGGUGCUAUAGGAUGUAGAGGCCAGAUGUUCGCUUGAUCUUUGAUUGUCCAUCAACGUUUGCAAGUAACCCUAGCUCUUUUCCCCUGGACCCUCCCGACAGGAGGAGCGCUCAGACGGUUAAGUAUUUGAACCUAUCUGGCGGGUUAAUUUUCCCUGGCCGGCGAUGGCAAGUUUGAUGGGACUCUGGAUCAUUACUGUUGAUGCUGCGAAUUUCUCACAGCAUAAUUACAUCGAAACAAGAAUGAAUGUGCAUAAAAUUAGCAUU